GACCAUUCAGAGAGGAACUCGGUCAUAUUGGGAGUCGCUGUUAAGAUUUGAGGUUGCAUUGUGAAGAAACCUCUUUAUGGGAGACUUCUGCUGGGAUUUAUGUCGUUUUUUUGUUUUUUAGAGAGAUGAUAUAUUUUGGUUUUGAGUGUGGGAGGGUGAAACCUGGCACUGAGGGUGAUGUGGAGAAGACCUGACAUGGUGAGCUUGCUCUCUGAAUAUGAAGGUGUGGUAAGAAGACAUCAACAUCAAGACAACAUAAAUGACAUCAAGAAAGUAUUUGAGAAGGAUAUUGAGAUUUGCUUCUCUUGGGUGCAGAUGUGAUGGACAUGCUCAUCCGCAUGUUUAUGGAGGAACUAUGACAUUUGGAUUAGCCUAAACUGAAAUGUCAGAGUGAAAUAUUUUAGUUGUAUACAAGCUCUAAUUUAUGGCUUGGGUCCUGUCCUAUUGAGAUUUUAAUUUUUUUUUUAUGAUUAAAUUCCUGAUUGUUUUAUUAUAGCCUUAUACAGGUUAGACGGGACCCCCAACGUCUAGCAGAAGUUAAAAUGCUGGACUCCAAAACGAAGGACUUGUGCCGUAUUUGUGCACGGGAGCUGUACGGUAACCAGCGCCGAUGGAUCUUCAACCCGACAGCCAAGCUGAGUCUGCAGGUACUGCUGUCGCACGCUCUGGGCAGGCAGCUGUCCCGGGACGGCCGCAGAGAGUUUGCCUGCAGUAAGUGUGCCUUCAUGCUGGACCGCAUGUACCGCUUCGACACUGUGAUCGCCCGUGUCGAGGCGCUGUCCAUUGAGCGAAUGCAAAAGCUCCUGCUGGAGAAAGAGCGGCUUCGACAGUGCAUAGGCGGACUCUACCGCAAAAACAAUCCAGAAGAAAUUGAUUCUGAAACCCCGGCGGAGGCUUCAUUCAUCGACACGGCCGCCCCAUGUGAUUCCAAGUACAGCUGUCUGUUAGAAGAGGACCUGACGUACUCUGUCUACGAGUGCUGGGCUGAGCAUGAUUCAAAGGAACGUGCAACAGGGACACAUCAACAACACACUGCACAUCACCACUACCAACACCACCACCAUCGCCACCAGUGCCAUGCUGGAUCAGAAGCUGGCACGGCGCAGCGCUCCAGGAAGUGCAGGGGAUGCACCACAUUGCGAGUGGCUGACUCUGACUACGAAGCCAUCUGCAAAGUGCCCCGGAAGGUGGGCAGAAGCACCUCAUGUGGACCCUCAACCCGCUACUCUGUUAGCAAUCUGGCCAGCACAGAAGAGACAUGCCCUGAAUCAGAACCUCAGGAGCCAGCCGCUCAGUCAUCAAGUCUGACAGAGAUCAGUCAGACUGCAGAAACCGCUGAGGAGGAAAACGUCAGUCUCAGUCCGGCAACAUCGAUCGAGUCACUGGACGCUACAGGUGACGCCAGUCAGCCCUGCUGCUCACUAGUCCACUCAGACCUCCUGCAGGAACAGAUGGAGGACGAGAAGGUCUUGACCCAGAGGUCCAGUGCAGAACAGAGCCUCAAAACAGGAGUGGAACUGGCUCUCAGCCUGGUCAAAAGCUUUGAGUGGCGUCCAGUCCGGGUUUUUCGAGGCAGCCGGCUGCCUGUACCAAUCAAGUGUGUAGCCAUGCACCAGGUCCCUCAGGCAACAACGGACUGUCCUUUCUCUCUCCAGCCAGCUGAUAUGAUUCCUCUCAGCAUCCAGCAGCAUCUGCAGCUCGACCUGGCUGAGAUCGAGGCACUUUGGCUGGAUGAUUACGUUCCAUGUGGGCCUCUGGGCUUCCAUGAGAAGCUCAUUGCGGAGCAGCAGGUUCAGCUGGUGCAGUAUGAAAAUGCAGCUGGUCAGUGUGUGACUGAACUACACAAGGCCCAGCUACAGGUCCAGUCUCUCCAGACUAAGAUCAGAGAGAGUGAAGCAAACAACAAGGAACUGCAGCAGCGACUCGAAAGUAUGGAGUGUGAGCUGUUGUCUUUCCGGGAGACAGCACAAGGACAGGAGAGGACUAUCCAGACUCUAAACAACUCUCUGAGCACCAAGGACAGUGAGAUUGCUGACUUCCAGCAGCUCAUAGAGGAGCAGAAGCAGCUUUUGAUUUCUCUGAAGCAGCAGAAUCAGCAACACCAGCUGCAGAAAUUGCAGACGUCCACUACAGCAUCUAGUCCACUGCAGGCUGAGCUGUCAGAGCUUCAGGCCUCUUUAUUUUCAACCCAGCUGGAGCUGCAGAGCGUCCAAAGAGCCCAGCGCCAGGCCCAGAGAAGAGAGGACGAGCUGGCACGUGCCAACCAGUACCUCCUCGCCGAUCUCCAGGAGGUGCAGCACCAUCGCCGGGAAUCCAAGAAACACAAUCAGGAGCUGCUUGCGGCUCUGCAGAGAGUGCGCUCGGACCUAGAGCAGAUGGAAGAGAAGUGGAAGGAGGGAGAGGGAGACAAGGAGAGAGAUGUGGAGGAAAGAGAGAGAACCAUCAGGGAGCUGAAGACCAGGCUGCAGCACAAAGAGCAUCUGCUACAUGACUACACUGAACUGUUGGAUGGACAGAAAGAACCAGCCGGAAACAGAGACAUCCUCGUCCACAAGCUCAAGCUGCGCAUUCAGGAGAGAGACCGAGCCCUGGAGCGUGCGGUAGACGAGAGAUUUGUGUGUGUGGAGCAGAAGGAGGCCGAGGUGCGCAAGCUGCAGCUGCUCCUCCGAGAGAAAGAGAGGGACCUGCAGAAACUGCGCCGUGUGCUGUCCAACAACGAGGAGACCAUUAUGAGUUUAGAGGUGUUGGUUCGAGGUAAAUCUGUAGAGCUGGAGCAGGUGAGUGAAGCGUGGAGAGGCAGUCAGCGUGUCCAGCGUGAGUGUGAGGACAGACACAUGCGCAGCAUGAGAGAGAGAGACACACUCAUCAGCCAGCUCCAGACAACACUACACACACGCACUAAAGAGGCUGAGGAGUUAACAGCUGCUCUCCUCAGUAAGGUGCCACUGAGCUCCAGUGAGGUCGUGGAGAAACUGAAAGGUCGGCUUCAGAUGAAGGAGCAUCUUUUCCAGGAGCUUCUGGCGGAGAACAGCCGACAGACACAGGAGCACAACACACACAUCCAGGAGCUGCUUAACGCCAUCCGCACCAGGGAGCAGUAUAUCAAGGAUUCGGCAGAGCGUGCGGGUCAGGUGAUGUCGGAGCAGACGGAGCGCCUACAGGAGCUGUGCAGGCAGAUUGUGUCAGCAGGAAGCAGAUCACUGAGUACAUUAAAACCCCCUGAAGAUGCACAGAUACUUCAGGAGGAGCUUCAGCUGGUGCUUACCAAAGAGCGGGAGGCACGGAGGGAGCUGUCCAUCCUGCGCUCCACCUUAGCAAACAACCAGGAGCAGCUCCAGGCCCAGACUGCACAUCUGGGCGCUUUGAACCACACGAGUAAACCCGAGCAUCCGGUAUCCAUGGAGACGGAGCAGGCAGCCAGCUCAUACACUGAUACCGGAGACUGCACUUCAGAUGAAGAAGAGGAGGAAGAUGAUGGCAAUAGUGAAUUUGCAGAGAGCACUGGAGAAGAGGAGCGCUGCAAAGCAACAGCACGGGCUUUAGCCGACACGCAGGGCUACGAGCAUCCUGGAGGACCCAUGCUAUCUCAGACUCCUGCAGAGGUGGAGGGCCAGGGGCUGGCUGAGGUGAAGCUGUUAGUGGAACAGAAGCAGGCGGUGGAGCGAGAACUGUGGGAACUAAAGGCCCAGCUGGAGAAGGCCGGCUUCACCUCUUUCUCUCAGAUGAGGAAAGCAUUGCUCAGCCUCCGUUUGGAGAAUGAAGAGCUCCGAAGCUCAGUGGGAACAAGCAACGCAGACGAAGAAACACACAGACGCUCAGACAAGCAGAGAGGAAGAGGAGUGCAGUGGCAGCCUGAACCCUGUGAGGGCAAGAAGAGAUGCAGCAGGGUGCUUUGUCUCGACUCAGGAGCACAGAUUUCCUACUCUACACAGCCAGUGCAGCAAAAGCUGCAGGAGAGACUAAAUCCAGUGGUGUCGAAAUCCAGCACGCAGACCCAAGCAGAAAGGCUCAGCGACUCCAGAGAACAACUCGCAGAGACACCAGUGCAGCACAACAGUAAGCAGGUACAGGUGGACCUUCAGGAUCUGGGCUAUGAGACGUGUGGCCGCAGUGAGAAUGAAGCAGAAAGAGACGACACCAGCAGCCCAGAAUUUGAUGAUCUCGAGCUGUGCACAUCUCUCUCGUGCCGAGAUGGCGCGUCUCAGUGGUGGUCUGGUCUGGAUUCGGCGGACCGAGCAGGAGGUGAUGAUGAGUGUCUUCAGCAGCAGGUGGAGGAUCUGCAGGUGCAGCUCUCUCGUUCCCAGGCUCUGGUGCUCAGCCUGCAGUCUCGCCUUCAGGACGCCACUCCAAACUCCACCCCCCGAAAGUCGAACCGGGACGACAGGGAGCUGCGAGAGCUGGUGACCCGCGUAUCGUCUCUGGAGGAACAGCUGAAGAAAGGCAAAGGUCAUGCUGAGGAGGAGGCCAAGAGCACUACUAGGACUGGGAAGUUUGACACACUGAUCCAGGCUCAAGCCCGCGAGCUCUCUCACUUGAGGCAACGAAUGCGUGAGGGUCGGAGUGUCUGUCACAUCCUCACACAGCACCUGGGAGACACCACCAAGUCCUUCGAGGAGCUGCUGCGGGACAAUGACAUUGACUACUACAUGGGCCAGAGCUUCAGAGAUCAGCUCGCCCAGAGCUCAGCACUGGCCCAGAGAGUCGGAGCCAAGAUCAGCAGCCGUGAGUGGGACUAUUCUGAAAUACCAGAUGACAAGACAGGUCAUGAACUGCUUGCGAUUCGGUUAAGUAAGGAGCUGCAGCAGAAAGACAAGCUCAUUGAGUCACUGCGCUCCAAACUUGAGCAGCAGCAGCAGUCCCGUGCAGAUACACCCACCAGUACCCACUCCCUAUCAGGAGAUGCUGACCAGUUGGAGCAUGCAUCCUGUGUCAUGGAUGAACAGGGUUCCACCAAUGAAGACCUGGACUUGUGCUCAGAACUGGACACUGUCAGUGAGUUUGGGGAAGAGGAAGUAGCUGAUGACUCUCUUCGGCCUACGCCGUCACGUCCGUAUCCAUCCAACCCGCCGUCCAUCACUUCUUCACACAGCCACCAGUCCUCCAGCAUGCACUGCACCCCUCACAGGCUCAUAGAUGGCCAAAUACAGACAGAACUCAGGUGUGCCCCUCUACCCCAGAGCCCCCAAUGUCUCUCUGCUCAGAUGGUUUUUCCACCAUUUGACCCCCAAACACAACACCCAAGACCCCGUUCUAGAACCACAGGGGGCUUCUCUCUGGCAGAGGUGCACCAGGAGCUGCAGAGGCUACAGAGGCAGUUAGCGAACAGUUUUAGUGGAGCUCAGGUCAAACCCCUGCCAGGUGUUUUCCACCAGACUGAUCGCACUGACUUUCACCUUCCAUCCCAGCAAGCCUUUCAGCAACCUCCUUUUGCAGGCCUUCAUGCUAGCCCGAACAUGACAUAUGGGGCUCAGCAAAAGCGAGAAAGUGCUUAUAAUGAUGUUUCCUCAAGCUCAUCGGGUUACCACUCUGGCGCACGUCACACAGGAGCAGACUUGAUGGAGGUGCACCUGAGGGAGAUUCGCGGUCUCCAUCGACGUCUUGAAGAUUCCAUCCAGACCAACGAACGUCUAAGACAGCAGCUGGCGGAGAGACUAGACUCCAAGAUACAAGAUGGAGGUGCUCCGACAAACAUCUACAUACAAGGACUAGACUCCGUCAGUCAGCUAUCUAAUGAGGUUCGAGUCCUUAAGGAGGAGAAUCAGGCUCUCCAGAGUCAGCUCCAGCAGGCGAGCAGAGAUGGCAGGAAGCAGGCAGAGCAGUUACGGGAUGCCGUCUUAUUAGAGCACACCAGGCUGAAGCAGGCGGAGCUGGAUGCGGAGAAGUGGGCGGGGCAGUUCAGGCAGCUGCAAGCGCAGACGCAAGAGCAGACACAGGUGGUUCUGCAGCUGAAGCAGGACAAACAGAUCAGUCAGGAGAAUACUAACAGGCUCGAGCACGAAGUGAACGUUCUCCAGCAGCAGCUGAGUGAGAGCAGACGACUCGCGCAUGCUCUUCGGUGUGAUUUGCAGCUGCACCAGAGCUUGCAUGGAACCACCCAAAAUGACAGUGAAGACUCGCCUCGCUCUCCUCCUGUGCGGGACACAGGACUCUUAAAUCCAGCCUUGCCCGUCUCUGCUCAGCUUCAGUCCUCUGUUACCGGUGGUCACAAGGGUGAAGUCCCAGAUGGCUCGUUCGCCUGCAGGACAGGGCGUCAUGUUGUGGGCCACUGGGACGACUUCAGCACCCUGCAGCAGCAGCUCCUGGCGGGCAAAGUGCUCAUCUCCAAGAUGGAGGCGGCACUGCAGUCCAGCAUGGAAAUCAACCUGCAUGAGGACUGUGUAAAGAACCUUCUGACCAGCACCAAGACCUUAAAGCAGAUUCUGGAGGAGGCAGGUUCUGUCCUCAAAAUGUUCUGGAGGGCUGCUCUCCCUUGCGCUGAGACCACAACACCACAGCUUCAAAAGGAGCAGAGUUUGAGAGAAGAAGUUGUCUCUCUGAGGCACAAAGUUGCUGAACAGGAACAGACUCUAAGAGAUACGUUUGAGAGCCUGAGAAACUCCAACCACACCACAGACAGCAUGGAACACUUCAUCGUCAGCCAGCUGUCUAGGACACGAGACGUGUUGAGAAAAGCUCGCACAAACCUUGAGAAGAACGAGCUCAGGAUCAACUCUUUAGGCUGCUCCUUUUCUUCUCCCUUUCCCCAGUCUUCCUCCUUCACUCCUUCCCGGGUCGCUAGAGGUGAAGUCUCAAACACCGGAUGCAGCUCCUGUCCCGGACCGAUUACCGUGACCGCACCGUCCCAUGACCCACACGCACGUGUCUCAUGGGUAGAAGGGCGCUUUAGCAUGCAGCGCCCUCUACAGAUGUUCUCUGGCAGCGCACGAUCGACACUCCGCGCCGCUGCACCCAUCGCAUGCUGAGCGAGCUCACAGCCUGCAAAGCUUCCAGAUUUCAAGCUUUAGAAAUGUCAUAGGUUGUUGGUGCUCAGGUAUCAGCAGCAAGUUCUGUGGCUUUUGCUGUAGUUUAGAUCUCAGGGCGUUUGAUGUAUUGGUGCCUUUUCUUAAAGUCGUAAGCGUUAGCAAGAAACAAGUGGUCUUAUGAAAGGCUGCUGGCUUUGACUUUGGUGAUGGAGGAUGAAAAUGGUACAUAGCUGCAUUUGAUUAUUUAAAAUAAUAAUAAUAAUAAUAAUAUAUACAUAUAUAUAUAUAUAUAUAUAUAUAUAUAUAUAUAUAUAUAUAUAUAUAUAUACACCAAUGAUGCUAUUUUCUCCUAACCUUCCUGUAUAUUCUACUGUUAAUUACGCAUACAAUGCCUUUAGAUAGAGCAGUGCUUACCAAACUGGUUCUCUUUCCUUCCAGACAGUCCACAUCUUCUUGAUGAUUGUUGUUGGUAUACUGGGGGAAAAUAAAGUGCUCUUGGGGGUGGGGCUGGAAAACCCUGAGUUAGCCAAGGCCUUUGAACUGUGGAUUAAGAUUUGUGUAGGUUUAAGAGAAACCAGCAAUACCAUAUAGUGUGUGUAUGUUAAAACAAUAAUACUGAUAAUAACGUUAACUAUGAAAAAGACCGACGGUGCAAUGCUAUGUACAACUUACAAAGAGCAAGAACGGUGAUGAUGCUGCUCACUUUUGAACACUGUAACUGUAAAAGACAAAAAAAAACCUAAAUAAGGAAUUCUGCUGUUACUUCACAGAUUUAGAUCUGUGUUACUGCCGAGGCUUGAGCCUCGCAUUUCUGUCCCCUUGUUAUGUUUAACUGGAUUAUGCAAAGUUUAAGCCUUCAUAUUGAUCCAUUUUAUGGUCAGUAUUGGAAAAUAAUGGUCAUUUUAAUAUUUGGUCCAAAAGCAGUAUCAUUUUUACUACCCAAAUUCCAAAAAAGUUGGGACAGUAUUGAAAAUGCAAAAAAAAAAAAAAAGGUUCAAAUUCAGUUCAACCUGUACUAUAAUGAGAACACAUUAUUAAGACAUUAUUUAAUGUUUUACUUUGUGAAUGCUGGCUUUUGAACCUGACGCUGAUAACAGCUUGGAUGGUCCUUUUCCAUUUUGGCCCGUUGAACACGACGGCUGUUUUGUCCAAAAACUAUUUGAAAUGUCGAUUCGUCGGACCACAAAACACGAUUCCACUGUGCUACUGUCCACCUCAGAUGAGACCGAGCCCAGAGGAGUGGGCGGUACUUCUGGACAGUGUUGAUGUAUGACUUCUGCUUUGAAUAUUAAAGCCUUAACUUGCAUCUGUGGAUGCAGUGGCGAAUGGUGUUGACUGACAAAGGUUUACAAAAGUAUUCCCGAGCCCAUGUCAGGAUAUCCAUUACAGACUCAUGACGGUUUUUAAGACAGUGACGUCCGAGGGAUCGGAGAUCACGUGCAUUCAGAAGUGGUUUUCUUGCCCUUUACACACCGAGAUUUGGCCGGAUUCCUUGAAUCUUUUAAUUAUAUUGUGCACUGUAGAAGGUGAAAAGCCCAAAAUCCUACCGAUUUGUCUUUGGGGAAUGUUGUUCUCAAAGUGUUGGAUUAUUCGCCGACUGAUCUGUUGGCAGAUUGGCGAGCCUUGACCCAUCCUUGCUCUUAAAGGACUAGGCCUUUUUUAGAGGCUCCUUAUAUACUAUGAUUAGAUGAUUACCUCACCUGUUUCAUAUCACCUUCUUAUUUCAACUCGUCACAUCGCUAUUAGUCCUAAAUUGCCCCGUCACAACUUUUUUUGGUUGCAUGCAACGUGUUGCAUGCAUCAAUUUCAAAAUCAGCGUGAAAAACUGUGCAGUUGAUCAGGUCAAACAUCAAAUACCUCGUCUUUAUAUGUUUUUUUGUUUAAAUACAAGUCAAAGUACAUUUACAAAUCCCUCCUCUUUGUUUUUAUUAGCGUUUUCCAUCCUGUCCCAACUUUUUCCGAAUUGGGGUUGUAUAUUACUAAUUGUUGUGUUACUGGAUAUUUCUUAAUGAUGGACCAUUUUUUUUUUGUUUUUAUUAGAUUUUUUUGUAACCCUAUGCCUGUAAAUUCUAUGCAACAGAAAACAAAUGUAAUUGUAAAAACACGUGUGAACUACUUGCCCUGAGGUAACACAAUCAUUGAGAGAAACUGUCAAUCAUCGGUUGCUAUACUGUUGAAUGCAAGGACGGGCUACACUUCUCCUGCUGUUCGAUAUCUCAUUAAGCAUACAAUCGACUUCAGCUUCAACACGCACUGCACAACCAUGUGCCAUGUACCAUAUACUGUAUUUACCGGAAGGCUGAAUUUCAACAUCCUUCCUGUUUGGCAUACUGUACAGUACACAGACCUGGAUCAAUAGUGUUUACUACUGCACUUUACAUCAAAAUACCACUUUCACCCAAGAGUCAGUUCAGUCACACGCUCUCGUGGAGUUAUUAUGCUGAGUCAUGCCAAUUAAUCACACACACUAGACUUCCUUUUUGAUAGUCAAGCUUUAAUAAACAUUGAAAAUCUUUGUACAUUUUGAAAAAUUUAACACUAAGAAACCAAGCAGCACAAAAAUAAUCACCCCACAAGACUAAUCAGCUAUCAGGCAAAAUACAAGCAAUAGUAAAUACUAUAGUAAAUAGGAAGCAAUAGAGUGACUGAAUGUCAUUAUUGAUGUGGGAAAGAAGAGAUGUGUGUGUGUGUGUGUGUGUGUGUGUGUGUGCGCGCCAGCCCUCACUGGGAUUUAUUGUCUAUGCAAGCGUUCUUUACAGAAACAGAUGUGUGUAUGUGCUAAGAGUUGUCUGAAUAAUAAAAAGAGAAAGAUUCCAA
Molecule: messenger RNA, 9779 nt
Organism: Ictalurus punctatus (channel catfish)
Lineage: Eukaryota; Metazoa; Chordata; Actinopteri; Siluriformes; Ictaluridae
Gene: pde4dip
Product: phosphodiesterase 4D interacting protein
Exons: 35
Coding region: 543-6962 (2139 amino acids)
Cellular component (GO): microtubule organizing center; nucleus
Molecular function (GO): zinc ion binding
Source: RefSeq, a predicted model, not a curated record